UCCAAGGCACAGCCAGCUCCCAGUCUCAUUCUUCUGUUUUUUCUUCUUCUAUCUUCUGUUAGCAUUUGAUUUGUGGCUCUCGACCUUUUCUUCAUCGCUCAAUUUGGCUACAGGGGCAACACCGAGUUUAUGUCAACAGUGGGGUACCCUGCAGAUGUAUGAUCUCUCCAGCCUACUAUCAUCUCUACCGAUUGGCAGGCAAGAUUUUGUUGUCAACAGCUUGAUCCACAUGUAUGCAAGCUGUGGAGAGGUCAGAGUUGCUCGCAGGGUUUUCGAUGGAGUGAGUAAAAGGAGUGUUGUUACAUGGAAUGCAAUGUUUGCUGGGUAUUUCAAGGCCGGGGAGUGGGAGGAGGUUAUCAAUUUAUUUAGAAGAAUGUUAGAGUUGGGAGUAGAAUUUGAUGAGGUUACAUUGAUUAGCGUUUUAACAGCAUGUGGGAGGCUCGGGGUGUUGGAUUUAGGAGAGUGGAUUGACGAGUACAUAAGGAAGAAUUUGAGUGACCCUAGUCAGAAUUUGAUGACUUCGCUUGUUGAUAUGUAUGCAAAAUGUGGAUGUGUCGAUAAAGCAAGGAAGUUGUUUGAUGAAAUGCCGUGCCAUGAUGUUGUUGCUUGGAGUGCGAUGAUUUCAGGGUAUAAUCAAGGGAAUAGGUGUAGAGAGGCGCUCGAGCUUUUUAAUAAGAUGCAAACUGGGAAUGUUGAUCCUAAUGAAGUGACAAUGGUUAGCGUUCUCUCUUCUUGUGCAGUUUUGGGAGCACUUGAGACUGGCAAGUGGGUACAUUCGUAUAUGAGAAGAAAGCGGAUGCAAUUAACUGUCAAUCUUGGAACAGCAUUGGUGGAUUUCUAUGCAAAGUGUGGAUGCAUUGAGAAUGCGCUAGAUGCUUUUAGGAAAAUGCCACAUAAGAAUGCGUGGACUUGGACUGUGUUGAUUCAAGGGUUGGCAAGUAAUGGACAAGGACGAGAGGCUCUCACGUUCUUUGCUUCUAUGUUGGAAGCUAACGUUGAACCAAACGAUGUCACAUUUGUCGCUGUUCUCUCUGCCUGUAGUCAUACAGGUUUAGUGAAAGAGGGACGGUAUUAUUUUGAUAGCAUGAGUCGAGAUUAUGCAAUUAAUCCAAGGGUCGAACAUUAUGGCUGUAUGGUUGACAUACUUGGACGAGCAGGCCUUAUUGAAGAGGCAUAUGAUUUUGUUAAGAGAAUGCCUAUAAAGCCUAAUGCAAUAAUAUGGAGAACGUUGUUGUCUGCCUGUAAAAUUCACAAGAAUCUGGAGAUUGGUGAAGAAUCAUUGAAGCAGAUUGUACUAUUGGAGCCUAGGCAUAGUGGAGACUAUAUACUUCUCUCAAGUAUCUAUGCAUCUGUCGGCAGGUGGGAGGAUGCAGUGAGAGUGAGAAACCAAAUAAAGGAGAAAGGGAUUAAGAAAAUCCCAGGAUGUAGUUUGAUGGAAUUGGAUGGCAUGAUCUAUGAGUUCUUUGCUGAAGACAAUGCACAUCCUUAUUCUGAGAAGAUAUAUGAAAAGAUUGAAGAAAUUGUCAGUCAAAUUAAGGAAGCAGGUUAUGUGCCAAAUGUUGCAGAAGCAAGAUUAGAUGCAGAGGAAGAAGAGAAAGAGGUUUCGGUUUCUCAUCACAGUGAGAAGUUAGCAAUUGCUUUUGGUCUCAUGAAAGCUCCUCCUGGAGCUGCUAUUAGGGUGUCAAAGAAUCUCAGAGUAUGCAUGGAUUGCCAUGAAGCUACAAAAUUCAUGUCUAAGGUUUACAAAAGGGAAAUUAUCGUGAGAGAUCGGAAUAGGUUCCAUCAUUUCAAAGAUGGGACUUGUUCAUGCAAUGACUAUUGGUAAACCAGACUCCGUACUUUCAUUAAAUUCUUGACACAUGAAGAUGGUUUUUUUUGCUCUCUACUGCAAUCGGUGUGUUUUACUUGGACCAUGAUCGGAUACACAAGAUCCUUUGGAAGGGGAGGCUGAAGAACAAUACUGAUGUGUAGAGAGGAGAAAAUAGAGAAACAAACUAAAUGCAGCAGAGGAAGGAUAUCUCUCUGUCUUGAGGAAGAAAAUGAUUUGAAUCCUCAUUCAGAAAAUCAACAACAGAAACUCCUUCAUUCUCGGUCUCCUCAUUCUGAAACUUCUAAAGGAAGAACAAACGGGUCUAUUCAAGGGCCUGUACAUUGCGAGUUCAUGCUUCCAGGGCUAUCGAUUAUUAAAUCUUGGAGGGUAGGCCGUAGUAUACCUGUUGCACUGGGAAAUAUUCUCAGAGAGACAAUCUAACAUGGCAUCUCCAUGCCUCCAUCACUUGAUAAGUUUCCCUUCAAAAUUAAUCCAUAAUAAUUGUUAAUUUUCAAACAAUGUUAUUGUAGUGUUUAAUUAUUCAUUAUAAAUAAGAUGUUCUGUUUGUUGUUUAUGCAUAAUAGUUAUCAUAUUGUUUUAUGAAUAAGACGUUUUUGUUGUUUAUGUAUAAUGAAAGCCACCGACUGGA
Messenger RNA from Asparagus officinalis (garden asparagus), 2459 nucleotides. Its product is annotated as pentatricopeptide repeat-containing protein At1g08070, chloroplastic-like. Lineage: Eukaryota; Viridiplantae; Streptophyta; Magnoliopsida; Asparagales; Asparagaceae. Gene Ontology annotation, molecular function: RNA binding; protein binding; zinc ion binding. The transcript has 4 exons. The record is from RefSeq and is a predicted model, not a curated record. Gene Ontology annotation, biological process: RNA modification. The coding region runs from base 155 to 1825 and encodes 556 amino acids.